UCUCUGCAUAUAUAUAUAUAUAUACUCCCACCUCACGAAGCAAAGGUAAUUUCCCCUCUUUUUUUUUUUUUUACAUCUCCUGUGUGUAUAAAAGAAGCCUUGAAGGUCACAGCCCAAAGGAAGAAGGGAAGAAACAUAUCGUCAUCAGAUUAAUCUCAAUCUCCAGCUAGCGUCUCCAUGGGUUCCAAGAAGGAUGCCCAAACCUGGGCAGACCAGUGGGGCUCAUCUGGUGGCGACGGAAGCUUCAAGAAAGGAGGAGGAGGAGGAGGCAGCAGCGGGAACAGCGAGAAGAAGACGGUGGCCGGCAACGUGAAGGCCGCGGCGUCGGAGGGCCUCGUGAAGGCGAAGGCGGCGGCGCUGGUCGGAGCGCACAAGGUGAAGUCCGGGACGAGCAGUGGCAUCAAGUGGGUCAAGGGCCAGUACCAGAAGAGGGCUGGAAAGUGAUUGGAUUUCUGAUGCGUUUGCCUGGUUGCUAUGCCAUCGUCUCACUAGCUGUUGCUCCUUUAGCUUGAAGCAUUGAAGAAAGUAUCGACCAGAGACGGGAGGUUAUGUCUUUGGCGCUAUUCAUUUGGAUGAUCUUGUGAGCAAUUAAUUAAACUGUUGCUGAUUUUAAUACAAGAGAGUGUCUUUUGGUGCAA
Molecule: messenger RNA, 638 nt
Organism: Oryza sativa Japonica Group (Japanese rice)
Lineage: Eukaryota; Viridiplantae; Streptophyta; Magnoliopsida; Poales; Poaceae
Source: RefSeq, a predicted model, not a curated record